Messenger RNA from Symbiodinium sp. CCMP2456, 328 nucleotides. Lineage: Eukaryota; Dinophyceae; Suessiales; Symbiodiniaceae. The record is from the annotation of a GenBank genome assembly.
GACCGACGGAUCGACGAGCUGCAGAAGAAGAUGGAGGAGCUCGGCUCAGAUUGCCGCGAAGCUCGCCUUAGCACCACCGAGGUGGAAGGGGAGCUUGCCACGAAGCGGCGGCAGCUCCACGACAAGGAGCAGGAAUUGCUGGCUCUGCAGCGCAAGCACGACCAUCUUCGAUCCCAGACUGAGGACCGCAGCAAGCGCGCAGACAAGAAGGAGGAAGAGUACCGCGCCAUGAGCCUGGAGCUCCAGCGUGCGAAAGCUUGUGCCGAGACGGCCGAGUCGGUUCGAUGUGCCCUGGAGCGCGACGCGAAGCAGUCCGAGCAGAAACUUC